Molecule: messenger RNA, 4025 nt
Organism: Dicentrarchus labrax (European seabass)
Lineage: Eukaryota; Metazoa; Chordata; Actinopteri; Moronidae
Gene: pkp1a
Product: plakophilin-1
Exons: 15
Coding region: 146-2308 (720 amino acids)
Biological process (GO): cell-cell adhesion; cell-cell junction assembly; intermediate filament bundle assembly
Cellular component (GO): adherens junction; nucleus; cytoplasm
Molecular function (GO): cadherin binding
Source: RefSeq, a predicted model, not a curated record
AAUAUUUCAGCUUUUCUGCAUUUUUGGCACGAACUUCGUUGCGCACAGCCGAACAGCACGAUUCUUCCAGUUCUGCGCCCUUUUUCCCCCCCUUCAGAUUCCUGGUUCGAGCUUUCAUUUUUAAGAAGGGCACCGAAGUAGGAAGAUGAUGGCUCCGGAGCCGCUGAGAUCCGCGAUGACGAGCCUGGGCGCGGAGGACACGUCGCUCGCUCUGCCCUCCGACAACAAGCUGCGCUCGGGACAGCAGCGCGUGCUGGAUCAGGUGCACACCAUCAAGAGGAGCAAGUCCAAACCCGGGAAGAGCGGCUCGCUGUCUCCUACAAGCCCGUCUUCUCAGUCUUUGAUGAAUGACUUUGGAUCGUUCAAGUUUUCUCCGUCCAAAUCAAAUGGCACCUUCAGCCGCAUCAAUUCCACUGUGUCAACCGGCUUCAACAAAGCGUUUAAUACUCAGAGGAGUCGCACUCUAUCCAGUAAGACCACGGGAGGAAGACAUGUCAGUACCUCAGGCAUGUGGGAACAUCAAAUCAAUGCUUCCACCUGGCCCAAAAGUCCCAAUGGGCUGAAACCCAGUCGCAGUGACCCUGCCUUGGCUCCUCCGUUCUCUCCUGCUCCUGCUCCUGCAACUUUUAUGAGAGCCAAAGGGCAGACUGUCCAAAACCAGCACAGCUUCCAGACUCGAGUAAAUAGACACAGCUCCUAUUCAAUAAACAACGGCUCUCAGAUGACCAGCAGCCAGACACGCAUCAUUCGACCGCCCUCUGCACAGUCUCACACUGACGGCAGGAUGGGUACCAUCAAAAUGUCAAACAAGAUAGAGCAGCAAUCAGCGGUGAGCGGUGCAAUGGCCAUGCCAGACCUGACCCUUAAGGAGGCUGUGGAGUUCCUGUCUCACCCUGAGGAGAAUUUCCAGCAGUGUGGAGCCACCUUCAUCCAACACGCCACCUACAAAGAAGAGCACACCAAACAGGAGGUUUUGCAACUAGGAGGUAUCCCUGCUCUGGUGACCCUGCUGCGAAGCCCCAACCCUGGAGUGAGCCAGGCCGCUGCUGGAGCUCUGAGGAACCUGGUGUUCAAGCACCAUGAGAACAAGCUGGAGGUUCAACACUGUGGCGGUAUAGCUAAGGCCCUGCAGCUCCUGAAGGAGGUAGAUUCUACCGAAACCCAGAAACAAAUCACUGGCCUGCUAUGGAACCUGUCCUCCGCUGAUGAUUUGAAGGAAGAACUUAUAGCUACAGCACUGCCCGCCCUGACUGAGAAUGUGGUGGUGCCAUUCACCUGCUGGUCAGACAACAGCACCAACAACAACAUACACCCUGAUGUCUUCUACAGUGCCACAGGGUGCCUGCGGAACCUGAGCAGCUCCGACAAGAAGGAGAGGCAGGAGAUGAGAGAGUGCCGAGGCCUCAUCGACUCCCUCAUGAGUUAUGUCCAGUCCUGUGUGGCAGAAGAAAACCCAGAUGACCGGUCUGUUGAGAACUGUACAUGCAUCCUCCACAACUUGACCUACCAACUGGAGUCAGAGUCCCCUGGGUGCUUCAGCAAGUUCAACCCAAUAGAGGGCCAGUCUGGGAGCAAGAAAAGUCCCACAAUUGGAUGCUUUAGCCCCAAGAGCAGCAAGGCUCAAAAGGAGUUCUCAUUUGAUGUUGCCCGGGAUAUGCCAGAGGACAGCAACCCAUCAGGUGUGAAUUGGUUGUGCCAUCCUAGAGCUAUGCAGACCUACCUGUCCCUACUGGGCUCGUCCCAGAAAGAUGCCACCCUGGAAGCUUCCUGUGGUGCCCUGCAGAACCUCACUGCUGGGAAGGGACUGGGGUCCAGUGCCAUGAGCCAGAUUCUGGUUCAAAAGGUGGGGGCUCUGAUGCACAUGACCCCUCUUUUAAAGUCUCCGAACCCCACCCUGCAGAAGACUGCCAUCUCGCUGCUGGGUAACAUGUCUCGGACCAGCAGUUUGCAGAGUUCCAUGGCAAAGCAGUUGCUGCCUGAGCUCAGCAGCCUUCUCUCCUCUAGCCCCCGGGAGAUGGGAAACUCUGACGAGACUAUAGCAACAGCUUGUGGCACAGUACGGACUCUGAUGUUGGCAGACACUGAGGUCAGCAAGAAGGUCAUUAAUAGUGAACUGGUGUCAUCACUGGCGGACCUCAGCGAGAAUGGGUCCUUCCCCAAAGGCAGCAAAGCAGCUUCUCUGCUGCUCUACAGCUUAUGGAAUGACAAGAAUUUGCAAGGUGUUGCGAGAAAGCUGGGCUUCAACAAAUCACUUUUUGUCAAUGACACCACCACAGCGGUGCACAGGUCGGUGCAAAUUAUCGAGUGAGUGUGAUGGACAAGUGGAAUGGCACCACAGAGCCUGAGAGCAUGUGCUCGUGUUUGUGCUUGCAGAUGGAAACCGGCAUGUUUAGACACUGCUGUGGCCACACCCUUGCAACGAGGAGAGUAAAAUGACACUCUUCACAUGUUGUUGAAAGUGCCUGUCAAUUAAGAGUCAAUCAUAUUUUGUACAUAAUUUAGAGAAAAAGAGAGCUUUUAAUUUCAUGGAUAAUCCUGUGGUGUUGUAUGUAUUUAAUUUGGAUAUGUUUCUGUCUUUGUAUAUAAGUGGUUUUCGGUAGUGUGUGUGUGUGUGUGUGUGUGUGCGUGUGUGUGUGCGUGUGCUAAAAAAAACAGUUCUUAUGGCCUGAGAGUCACAGUACCCGAGACAAUGUGGAUAGACAAUGUUAUCUGCAGUGAAAGUUACUCGCAGUGAUCAUUUAUAUUCAUGAAUGGUGUUGUCAAAUGUGUCUAAGGUUGCUAAAAAAGAUAAAAUAUCUACUGUGGCUUUGAGGCCUAAGAAAAAACGAAAGUAAAAAAAAGAAAAAAAUAUAUAGUAAAAAAUAAAAUAAAAAGAGAGGGGAAAUGGACUGUGUGUUUGUGACACUAUUGCUAUCGGAUGAAAGUCUAAAGAGUGUGCUCCAUAAGUAUAAAGCAUCAUAAUAACAAUAUAUUUUUUAGAAUAUGUUUUGUUUUGUUUGCUUUCUUGAAGUUAGUAGAUUAUGUGUAAUGUGCCCUCCAGUAUAUAAAGAAUUAAGAAGAAAGGACUGAGCAAACUCUCAGUUCAAGAGAAAACAUUUGGAUUUUCAAGGUUUCCACACAAACGCAAAGAAAUGCUACAUUUAUAAUGUUCAGUGCUAUCGGAUGUGAUAUUUUGUUAUUUGUUCUGUUAUCUGUUUCAUUCUCUUAUUUAGUGAAAUUUUGUUUUGUAAAAAAAAAAUAAACAGCUUGCAACAAGAGUGCCUAAACAGUUAAAGCAAUAGGUUGAUUAUUCCUAUAAGACAGGAAACAGGUAGAGAAAACUAGUCUGACUCUGUGCAAAGGUAACAAAAUCUACCUACCUUAACCUCUAAAGCUCUGUAAUUAUUAACACGCUAUAUCUCAUUUGUCGUUAGAGUUAAAACAACACAUUGUGGUUUUACAGGGUUUAAGGGACCUAUAAAAUCACAAUUUUUACACUUUCAUUAUAGAAACAAGAUGUAAAAUGCUAAGUAGUAGAACCAUGUCACCUUUUGGACAGAGCCAGUAAUCUGUGUUCGCCAGCUCAGGUGAGACGAGCUGCACAUUCAAAUAUAUAGUGUUAAUUAAAUGUUUUUUUUGAAAAACAGACAUGCGGUUCUUCAUCUUAAACUUUUAUAUUUAAUGUUUCUACUAUAAAGUUGUAAGAGCUUGUUACAAGGCAUCUGCUCUCAUAACCAAACCACAAUCUUGUUUACUGAAAACAGGCUUAAAAUCUUAAAACUCAAAUCCUUCUUGAAGACCCAGCAAGGAGAUGAGACGGUUGGCAUCUGUGGGGAUUCCCCAUGGCUCAAGCAAUACAGUGCAGUGGUCUGUUUUUUACGCUUAAGACAUAUAGUCAUGCUGAGGUUCAUUUGCCUUGAGGAGAAAGAUUGAUGUCAGUAUUGCUUAGAAUGUAUUUUUGGAGAAAUGUGUGUGUGGCAUAUAAAAUUAGGAGCUUUCCCUGUCACUCAGUAUGUACCGAGAAUAAAUAACACAUAUGAAGACAA